Loxodonta africana (African savanna elephant) is the source of this 6416-nucleotide messenger RNA. RefSeq names its product abl interactor 2 (gene ABI2). The record is from RefSeq and is a predicted model, not a curated record. Lineage: Eukaryota; Metazoa; Chordata; Mammalia; Proboscidea; Elephantidae. Bases 138 to 1748 code for a protein of 536 amino acids. The transcript has 12 exons. Gene Ontology annotation, cellular component: actin-based cell projection; SCAR complex; lamellipodium. Gene Ontology annotation, biological process: neuron migration. Gene Ontology annotation, molecular function: SH3 domain binding; signaling adaptor activity.
UCGCGCGCGGGGGGUGUUUUUCGCUCCGGCGGGUUGCCGCUGCCGCCUGUGCUCCUCCGCUGCCAGCCUUGGGUUUCCCUGGCGCUGCCGCCGCGGCCACUUCUGCGGUCUGUAUGAGGUGAGAGGAGGAUGUGAAGAUGGCGGAGCUGCAGAUGCUGCUGGAGGAGGAAAUCCCGGGGGGCCGCCGGGCCCUCUUCGACAGUUACACGAAUCUGGAACGGGUGGCCGAUUACUGCGAGAACAACUACAUCCAGUCAGCAGAUAAGCAGCGAGCCCUAGAAGAAACCAAAGCCUACACCACGCAGUCCUUAGCAAGUGUUGCUUAUCUGAUAAACACCUUGGCCAACAAUGUUCUGCAGAUGCUGGAUAUCCAGGCGUCCCAGCUACGAAGGAUGGAAUCUUCAAUCAAUCAUAUUUCACAAACAGUUGACAUUCAUAAAGAAAAAGUUGCAAGAAGAGAAAUUGGUAUUUUGACUACCAAUAAAAACACUUCAAGGACACAUAAGAUUAUUGCUCCAGCCAACCUUGAACGACCAGUUCGUUACAUUAGAAAACCUAUUGACUAUACAAUUCUAGAUGAUAUUGGCCAUGGAGUAAAGGUGAGUACCCAGAAUAUGAAGAUGGGUGGGCUGCCGCGUACAACACCUCCAACUCAGAAGCCCCCCAGUCCUCCUAUGUCAGGGAAAGGGACACUUGGGCGGCACUCCCCCUAUCGCACACUGGAGCCAGUGCGUCCUCCAGUGGUACCAAAUGAUUACGUACCUAGCCCAACCCGUAAUAUGGCUCCCUCGCAGCAGAGCCCUGUGAGGACAGCUUCUGUGAAUCAAAGAAAUCGAACUUACAGCAGCAGCGGGAGUAGUGGAGGAAGCCACCCAAGUAGUCGGAGCAGCAGUCGGGAGAACAGCGGAAGUGGGAGUGUGGGGGUUCCUAUUGCUGUUCCUACCCCAUCUCCUCCCAGUGUCUUUCCAGCCCCUGCUGGCUCUGCUGGCACACCUCCCCUUCCUGCUACUUCUGCCUCUGCCCCCGCCCCUCUUGUUCCUGCUACUGUCCCUUCCUCCACUGCCCCAGACGCUGCUGCUGGGGGUGCCCAGACCCUUGCUGAUGGCUUCACUUCUCCAACUCCCCCUGUUGUUUCUUCCACUCCCCCUACAGGUCAUCCUGUUCAGUUCUACAGCAUGAAUAGACCUGCCUCUCGCCAUACUCCCCCAACAAUUGGUGGCUCGUUGCCCUAUAGACGCCCUCCUUCCAUAACUUCACAAACAAGCCUCCAGAAUCAGAUGAACGGAGGACCUUUUUAUAGCCAGAAUCCAGUAUCUCUUGCUCCUCCUCCUCCCUCCAUCCUACAGGUAACUCCUCAGUUACCUUUAAUGGGAUUUGUGGCCAGAGUCCAAGAAAAUAUUUCAGAUACACCACCUCCACCACCACCUGUGGAAGAACCAGUCUUUGAUGAAUCCCCCCCUCCACCUCCUCCUCCAGAAGAUUAUGAAGAAGAGGAAGCGGCCGUGGUUGAGUAUAGUGAUCCUUAUGCUGAAGAGGACCCUCCAUGGGCUCCAAGAUCUUACCUAGAAAAGGUUGUGGCCAUUUAUGAUUAUACAAAAGACAAGGAAGAUGAGCUGUCCUUUCAGGAAGGAGCCAUUAUUUAUGUCAUCAAGAAGAAUGAUGAUGUAUUAAAAACAAAAAAGGAAGCUGAGUCUGAACAGGUGGAUCUUUCUGCCAUCAUUUGUACUAUGCUGAGCUGUCUGGAUUGAAAUAAAGCGACUGUUUCUGAAUAUGUCAGAGCUAUAACCAGAUAUAACUAUAUAGCUAAAACAAAUCAGUAAGACUGAUUGAGAAAAAAAAUCUGGGAUCUUUCUCAGGAAUACACUGUACAUUCUUGGGGUUUCUCCUCCUGCAAAAUCGGUGGCAUUACAUGUUCUUCAAUGCCUGUGCUAAGGGGUUUAACCUCAUGGCCAAAUCUGUCCCUUAGCCCCACACUUUCUUCAACUUGUAUGAGGAGGGAACUGGUAUUUAAAUACCAUACUUAACCAUUUUUAUAAUUGUUUUGGAUGGCUUAUCUCUUCUUUAACACUGUAAAUUCUACAUUCUUUCAGCACUUGAGUGAACCAAACGAGUUGAUGCUGAACUGACUUGCAUCCCUUUAUGUUUCUUAGUUUUUAGAUUUUAGACAGGGCUUCCAACCGGUUCGAAACAGUUCGGUAAUUGCUGACAUAAACAAGGGCAGCAUAUAUGUUGCAUAGCAACCAUAUCUGUUGCCUGUUGGAUUUUGACCCAAGUAGGAAACAACAGUGAUGCCCUGCUCAAAGAUGACAGCCGACCCGUGCUACUUUGAAUGUGUUGCUGUGCACAUUCCUACCAAUAAUUCGGUCUCCUCAUGGAUCCCAAGUCUCAGGAGCCUGAUGUGGGAGAUUGGAGUAUGGGCAGGACUGUGGAGAGUGACACACAUUCAAAGUGGUGUCGCCAUCUUUGAGCAGGACACUGCUGUUUGUUUCCUACUCGGGUCAAAAUCCCACCAUCGACAGAUUUGGUUACUGUGUAAUGAGUACUCUGCCCUCGUUUACGUCAGCAUUUACUGAACUGUUCUACAGCCCUGAAUUAUGAAGAUGAAAUUAUGAAAUGUGAAAGUCCCUAAACAUCCUAAGGGUGGUUAACAAGUGUCAGUUUGAUUUAAUAUGCUGCUGCAUGAGACUGCAUUGCCACUAACGGCCAGUGUACCCAGAUGUUUCCAGCGCGGUAGGCUGCUCCACACGAGAGGUAGGCUUGUGGCCUCCUAAGGUUCUGAAGAGAUUGAACCAUGGAAAUGUUCUACUUAAAGGCAUCCUGAACCCUUGCCUUAGGUGCUGUUUGAGUGGUAGGGUCUUAGAGAACAGACCAGCUAUUUCUUUACUUCAUUCAUUAUUUACAGGAAAAAAUCUUCUUUGGAAAAUAGCAGUUAUUUCAAGUGUUCGACAGUCACAGGGAAUGAAAGGCUUGCUACUGUGCUCUCUGAAUGUCGUUAACAGCCAGUGUAACCUGGUGCUAUCUGAGUUGUUUAUUCCCUUAGCUCUAGAGAAGGUAAAUAUGCCCCUGAUUUAGUGUGAUUGGACUGUGACGUAACUGUGCCUGGUAUGAAUUUGUACCUUAUAGCUCAGACUAAUAGUAAGAUUAAUAGGCCAAAAUGUACCAAUCACAUAGAUAAAAAUACAGCUUUGAGAGAAACAAAGUUUUUUUUUUUUUUUAAUCUGUACAACAAUUAGCUUCAAAUUCAGUGCAAUUUGUAGGACAGAUGACUUUAUUCUCCACUUCAUUAAUCAGUAUAAGAGAUAAUGAAAAAAAUCCAGGGAGGCUUGACGCUCAUUAGAUGAAUAUUGUGAUGAAGGGCCAACUCACAGCCAGCCCAAAGCUGCCAGCGUGGGUUCUUUCCAGUCCCAUUGACUUCGCCAGAAUAGAGCUUUGCCAGGUAACGUCCCUGUGCUGGGUAAAAGGGGUAAGGCAGCAACUGCAUAUAUUUCAAACGUUGGCCUUGAACAUAGUGGAUAGUGCAGGUGAUAGAGGAACUUGACUGAAAAAUGGAAGGUGUUAAGUAGUAGUGUGUGAGGAAAUCCAGAUGGUGGAGUCAGAAGUUAAUAUUUCACUCGUAAAUCUGUUAUCUGAGCACAAAAUUUCAUCACACAUUUAAGUGACACCCAGCUAUAGAAUUUUUUUAAGUUGCAGCAUUUUUUUUUCUUUCACAAGUUGCAACUUAGCAUAACUAUUUUGCUUUUAGAUUUUUCCAACACUUUGGGUUUAGCUUUUCAUUAGCUUGCCUUCAGUACACAUUCCACUUAACUCUUUUGUUACCAUCUCAACAUCCCUUAUUUACUGAAUGAUUUCCUUAAAAGUUAUGGCCCUGAGUGUCGUCUGAGGCUGUAGGUCCUUUAUGGAUCUGUCCCUGCAAAGGUUAACCUUGUCUUAGAACUAGGUAUAUAACUAGAAAAAGAUUUUUGAAAUGAGAUGUUCCCAUUAUGUAUUAAAUAACUUUUUGCUGAGAAAGCUUAGUGGACUAAUAAGGCAGAGGGUGUUUUGAAAUCCAUGAAAUAGUUCCCACAGCUCACUCCUACAGACGUAGAGAAGACAAUUGUGCAAGCAGCAGAGUUGGUGGCGGUCACAAGAAAUGGAGCUCGCCUGGGGGACUCCUGCUGGACUGGGGCGUGCAGAGGGCACUGGUGAAACCCUUAUACUGCAGCUGCAUCGGGGGAGUCAGGGGUCAGGGUUUUUUUUUUCUGUAUUAUUUAGUACUAAUGUGUGUGUGCAAUUUUUGUUUUAAAAACAGUACCUGUUAGACUUUGCAUAUUUUUUUUUUUGUACAGUUUUAAAUUUUAUAGGUUGUCUGGGAAGGAUACUAUGUAAUGAUGGGCCAGGCCUACAGUCAUUGGAGACUUUUAAUGUAUGUAAUAUUUUAUUAGAUUGCAUGCUAUUAAUAGUCUGUAAGGGUAGUAUUUCCAGUUUUACUGUAAGUUUCCCCCAUUUAUCUUUUCAUAAACUAAAAGAUGGUAUUAGGAAUUCCAAACGAAUGCAGAAAUCUUACAUGCUACGUGUUGUUAAUGUUGUGGCAAAGAUGAUCCAAGUCUAAAAUCUGCUGACCAGUAAGCAAGCAUUUUAUCAACAAAGAGGGAAUCUAACGGGAGAGAAUUUGUCCCUCGUGGAGUGCUGCUUUUUGACUUGUGUGUCCACUCCUUUUUCCUUAAAAAAAAAAGUGGCUGAAUAGUUUUUUUUUCUUGGCGGGGGGAAGGUGGUGGAUUAUUUGAAAUUUCCUGAGGGUAUGAAUGAAAAUACACUUUCUUGUUGUCUUUGACCUUAUGAGUAUGGCCAAGGCAACAAAUCAAACAAAAAUAUUGCCAGUAUAUCAAAAUCUAGACCUGAGAGAUUUGUCUGCCAUUUGGAAUAUGAAUCUUUUAUGAUGUCUUGUUCAAUAUUUUCCAUCUUUUGGCGACUUGAUUUCUGUCUCAGAGGCACCUGCUGUUUCCAUUUUAGAGUUAGGGUUGGCAAGGGCCAAGUACCUUUGCUGUGUUCCUAAAAGGUAUUGGAUGAGACACUUUCAUCCCCCUCUUCCCUUCUUCCUGCUGCUGUUUAUUACCCAGCUAGAGAGACUGUUUUAUACAUCUUUACAGUGAUGUCUGUAACGUAGCUGUGUUCCUUAGCAGUCUUUCGUUGGCUAAGGAAAGGUUAAGAUUUUUCUGUCUGGGAGGCAUUUAUCUGUUUUGUUUUCAUUUUCUUUUAGCAGGCGACCUUUCUGUAUUAAGAACUGUUCUUUUAUCUUUUACUACCUUUUCUUGUGGAGCAUGGCAUAUCCUGAAAGCCACCUUUACCUUUAAAAGGGUUUGAUGGAGGAAUUGGCAGAUGACUCCCUACCAAGUCCUUAAAGAGUGGCAAUUUUAAUCACUUCUGUGUUUCUCUGCCCAGAAACUCGUUUGGUGUUAAGGUGAUAGUUUUCCCCCAUGUGAUUUAUUUAGAAUUAUAGACUUUAGAGCUAGAAGAGAUUUUCGUUCAGUCUCCUUUCAUUGGUGAGGGCAGAUGUUUUAUUUCAGAUGAACAGCUAUGGUAGAGUUCCUGACUUGAUGCCCAGUGUUCUCUCCACUGCACAACUGUCUUAAUUGAAUGUGCUGUAUUUUUCUCUGAAAAUUAAAGAGUUCUACUUGUUGUCUUCAGGAAGAUACUUGAAAAGAUAUGCCAUGUUUCAAUAAAUACCAUCAGAGUAUUCUGUGUCUUUUAAAGGAGUGGACUAAGUACAGAACCCUUCUAAACGACACUCAGUGCAAACAGUCUUCCCCAUAAGGUGUAUGCAGAAAAGCGUACCAUUGCAGCAUUCGGCAGGAGCACAGCACUGCCAACAGCCAUAUUGGAGAGAGCCUUAUAAAAGUUAUUACACAGAGGCAUUGUGCUCCUUACCUUAUGUUUACUUUAUGCUGAUCUUUGUUCCUUUUCUAAUUGAGAAUCUUGUAAUUCUUUAAAAAAAAAAUUGACAAAUGACAGGGCCUAGCUGUGUAUAAAUGAUCCUUGCUAAAUAUCUUGAGGUUUUUUUGUAGAACAAAAAGCUUAUUUUCACAUUAAAAUGGAAAUGUCUUUUGCAACUUCAGAAUUCUGUGGAAAAGCAGUUUUUACCAUACACGUGUGUCCAUGCACCUUUUUCUUAACAAAAUAGUUUACAAAAAGGAAUGUAAACAGUUUGUGAUCUGGCCACUUGUACUUUGAGCUCCCAGAGGGAGGGUUGGCGUUGUGAGUGGAGUAACACACGUACAGGAAGACGUGAGGGAGCAGCCUGUUGCCAGUCAGGUUUCUUGUGUGCGUGCCAUUAAGCCACCUCCAGAUGAGUGGGGGAACAUUCAUUUUUUUAACUGUAUCUGGAAUUAAUUGUUGCUGUGUACUAAGAACUUGACCUAAAUAAAAUCCCACAAAGUGUA